Molecule: messenger RNA, 5563 nt
Organism: Cuculus canorus (common cuckoo)
Lineage: Eukaryota; Metazoa; Chordata; Aves; Cuculiformes; Cuculidae
Gene: NTSR1
Product: neurotensin receptor 1
Exons: 4
Coding region: 804-2006 (400 amino acids)
Biological process (GO): neuropeptide signaling pathway
Cellular component (GO): plasma membrane
Molecular function (GO): G protein-coupled neurotensin receptor activity
Source: RefSeq, a predicted model, not a curated record
CCUCGGCGGCGGGAAGGGGACGGGAGGCUCUGCUAUGUGAGUGUGUGUGUGAGUGAGCGCGUGCAGGGAGGCUCCUGCCCUGCCCGGGGAUCCGCAGGGAGGAGAGAGUCGGAGCUGCAGGCUGCUGCUCCGGUGGCUGAGGGGGGUGUGCAUGGGUGUGCAUGAGUGUGCAUGGGUGUGCAUGGGGUGUGAGUCUGCAGAGAGGCUCCUGCUCUGCCCGGGCACAUCGGGACGCCGAGAAGCUGCAGGGAGGAGAGAGUUGGAGCUACGGGCAGCUGCUCCCAGCUGAAGCCGCUCCGCUGGUGGGAGGGGGUGUGUGAGUGCGUGUCUGUCUGCCUGUCUGAGUGCAGGGAGGCUCCUGCUCUGCCCGAGCACAUCGGGACGCCGGGAAUCUGCAGGGAGGAGAGGGCUGGAGAGCUGCAGGCUGCUCCCAGCUGAAGCUGCUCCGGUGUGUGGGUGUGUGUGAGUCUUGCAGGGAAGCUCCUGCCCUGCCCGAGCACAUCUGGACGCCAAGGAAUCUGCAAGGAGGAGCGAGCUGGAGCUGCGGGCUGCUCCCAGCUGAAGCCGCUGGGGUGGUGGGAGGGGGUGUGAGCCUGCAGGGGGGCUCCUGCCCUGCCCGAGCGCAUCGGGACGCCAAGGAAUCUGCAGGGAGGAGAGAGCCGGAGCUGCGGGCUGCCCCGGUGGUGGGAGGGGGGUUUGGGUGUGUGUGUAUCUUACACGCACACGCCCGGCAGCGCCUCCUCCCGCCGCAUUAAACCGAGCGGAGCCGCGCGGCGGGGGGCAGCGGGGCCGCAGCCCCCGGGAUGCACCCGAACGCCACCGCCCCGGCCGGGCCGGGCAGCCCCUUCCACCCCGGCCCCGCCAACGCCUCCAACCGCUCCGACCUGCUCCCCAAAGGGCCCGAUGAGGAGGACCUGGACGUCAACACCGAUAUCUACUCCAAAGUGAUGGUGACCGUGAUCUACUUGGUUCUUUUCUUGGUGGGCACGGUGGGUAAUUCCAUCACGGCGUACACGCUGGUGAGGAAGAAGUCGCUGCAGAACCUGCAGAGCACCGUGCAUUACCACCUGGCCAGCCUCGCCUUCUCCGACCUCCUCAUCUUCCUCCUCUGCAUGCCCAUCGAGCUCUACAACUUCAUCUGGGUCCAUCACCCCUGGGCGUUUGGGGGGACCGUCUGUAAGGGCUACUACUUUCUCCGGGACGCCUGCACUUACGCCACGGCUCUCAACAUCGCCAGCCUCAGUGUGGAGCGCUACAUGGCCAUCUGCCACCCCUUCAAAGCCAAGAGCAUCAUGUCCCGCAGCCGCACCAAGAAGUUCAUCAGCUGCAUCUGGAUCGCCUCCUUCCUCCUCGCCAUCCCCAUGAUCUUCACCAUGGGGGAGAUCUACGCCAAGGACCAAGAUCCCGACUCCCUCAUCUGCACCGCCAUCGUGGACACCCCUACGCUGAAGACGGUCAUCCAGGUCAACACUUUCGUCUCCUUCGUCUUCCCCAUGGUCGUCAUUUCUGUGCUUAACACCAUCAUCGCCAAUCAGCUCAUGGUCAUGUUCAAGCAGGCUGCCCAGGAGAACCAGGUCUGCACCAUCGGCGGGCAGCAGACGAUGCUCAGCAUGUCCAUGGAGCCCAGCCGCGUGCAAGCCUUGAAGCAUGGCGUGAGGGUCCUGCGUGCUGUGGUGAUUGCCUUCGUGGUCUGUUGGCUCCCUUACCACAUACGGCGCCUCAUGUUUUGCUAUGUGCCCUCCAGUCACUGGACAGAUUUCCUUUUCAACUUCUACCACUACUUCUACAUGCUGACAAAUGUCCUCUUCUACGUCAGUUCGGCAAUCAACCCCAUCCUCUACAACCUGGUGUCUGCAAACUUCCGACAGAUCUUCCUCUCUACACUCACAAUCCUGUGCCUGCCAUGGAGGAAGAAGAAGAAACGACUGGCUUUCACCAGGAAAUCCAACAGCAUCUCCAGCAACCACACAUUUUCCAGCCAGGUCACAAGGGAAACUACAUACUGAAGCCAAAGGAGGAAGGGAAAUGUAUUUCAUCAUGGAGUCAAAACUCAAGAGAGGCCUCUGUGACUUUCAUGCAUGGUCUCCAAAUUCACGUAACACAAAUGUGUUUAGCAAAGUUGUUUUUGUUGGAAAAAUAGGCUUUGUGCUGCCAGUAACUUUGAGGUUAUUUUAAAAGCAUUGGCCUUGCCUCUUGUGAGUGAUGUCUACACGUUUUGUAACUUCAGUCUGGCAUAACUCCAGGUGUGGUGUUAACUGGGAAGCCAAAAUAUGUUACACUUCGGCAAAACCAUACCGCAUUUCAUCCUUUUCUCAGUGCAGAGAUGCCAUGUUCACAUGCAGGGGUUUGAGAUCACAUCUCUUGGUGGCGCCAAGCAGAGUCUGAUGAGGAGAAAGCAGUUUUGAACAGAAAGGGAUGUUUUUGAAGAAUGGACAUGCUCAUCUAUGAGAUGUUCAAUGAAAAAAAGGAGUGAAAACUCAGGGAGCCAGGUGGUUAUUUUAGAAAUACAUCUAAAUGAUGAUUAGUAUGACGUAGGUGCUCAAGAGAGCCACUCUGGCUCCUUGAAAUUAAAUAACAACAGAUGAUGCCUUACCUAGAUCGGGGUGGGUGUGGCCUGGGGAAGUGGGGGUCAUCUUUUCCUUUAGGGCACUUACAGUGCCUGGCACAGUGAACCCCUCUCUUGCUGGUGUUGGUGCUGCAACACCAAUAAAUAACAAAGUCUUUGUCAAAGUCAAAAAUGCAGGAGCUGUGCCCAACUGGAGGGCUGAAAAUGAGCAGAAAUGGAAAAUCUUACCGUUGCCAUACAGCCAAAUCCUAUACCUGUGGGGCAUUUGCUGUGAGUUGUGAGUGAUGGCUGUCUACUUCUAAGGCAUCUGUAACCUGGCAGUUGUACAGAGCUAGCUACCAUGGUAGACCUGGCUACCAUUGACCGUGACCUCCAACCACACCUACCAGGGAUGAGAGAUUAUUUUAAUGCCUAGUACAGAACCCUCCAAAAGAAAGGGCUCAAAGUAGAAAUCAGGGGACUUUAGUUUCUUCUGAUUCAGCCAAACUGCAAGCUCUGUCCUGUCAUGCCUUCUUUUAAUUCCUUGCCCUGGCUGGUCGAACAGAGGGCAGAGAUUAUAUUUGAGAAAGCACUUUCAUUGCAUAUGCACAGUUGACUCCUCUUUGGCAAGAAAACCAGGUGAUAGCACACAUACAAAAAGAAAAAAAAUGGAGACUGGUCUCUUUGGAAAGAAAUCUGUGAGGAAUCAGCAAAUCUGUGUGUGUGUUAGAAAUGGCUUGGGCAGGUUGGAAGAAGCAGCUCUAGAAGAUCUGUUGAGGGCCUUGUGGGAAAAUCCAGGUAUGAUGGGGAAAGGAAGAGGAGUCCUAAUGUCACACAUUUAACAUUGGCCUUCGGGGCAAGACAUUUUAAAUGUUUCUGAAGAGGUCCCAAACUUUUUAACUACACUUCUAAAUAGAGUUGGGAGGUGGUUUCUGACUCCCCCAACACCGGACACUGUAACUGUGUGUUGCUUUGUCUCUCUUUGGGAUUUAACAUCCCGAGUGUCUCAGUUGCUUUUGAAAUGUUAAACACUAUUAAUAUACUUGUUCAACACCAACCUCCUGAAAUGUGCUCGAUUAUCCUAGAAAACACUGUACAAAAAUUGUUGUUUCACAUAAAAUGCUUGGCUUAGAUUUUCAUUACUGAGAUACACUGACAGCUUACAGAAUAUUUGAUCGCAGCUCCGAGAAACUGAUAUGUUUAUUUUUGUCUUGACAUGAAAAUGGGAACAAGCUGGAGUAAAGAUCAGUUUAUCAUAAACUCUUUCUGCAGUGUUUGUUGGGCCACUUGAGUCCUGAAGAGUUGACAUUUGAGGGAUUUAUCCAAGCGGUUUGCUGGCUGCUGCAGGUCUGCUCCUGCAGUUUAACACGGGAGCAGAUCUGAGCCUAUGGCCUUAAUCUGAGAUUGCAGCUCAAAGCUACCUCUUCCACUGGCCAAAUCUGACUACCUUGAGCUGAGAACUGUACGUGACAGCUGAAUUCAUCCUCUCUUCCCUCCUCACCUAGUUUUGCUAUAUUCAACAUAGAGGUUUAGUUCUCUGGAGCUUAAAGAAGUGAGGAUAACUCACUGCAAGAGCCCAUGGUUUUGUAAAGGAAAGCAUGAUAUUGUAGAGAAGAAAAAGGUACAGACUGCCCAGAAUGUACCAGUAAACAGUUCUUUCCAAGCCUUUUCACAAGGGUUGAACUACUAAUCCAACAAGGUUUAGGUUUAAACCUAAUGGAGUAUAAGUGGCUUUUGCCAUUAGACAAAACACAUACUGCCAUCCUUUGCAUUCCUGUCUUGUCUGAACUCUCCGCUGAGGCAGAGGGGUGAGCGUUGGUGCCGCAUGCUGUUAAUCUAUGCAGAUUCCCUAUAAGUGUUUUGAUCUGUUUAUUUCAACUAAAAUUAAAAUCUGUUGAGUCCACAGAUGUGAAGUGCUACCAGAUGGAUUCUGAGAAACUCCCAUCUGAAGAGAAUCUAUCAAGUGACCUCUUCAAAUAUUAGUUUGAGGUUUGUGUUUCUCUUCACAGUGGUUCUAUCAAAGCCAUCCAUUUGGCAGCGUGUGAAAUCUGAUUUCCAAAGUCAUUAUGCUGUUAGGAAAUUUCCCCCAGACAGGACUUUCUCACCAAAGGCGCAGUCCAGUACGCAUCAGGGUUUGAACUCUCUGCUGAGCUUGUCUGUCUUGUAAAGUGCAUGAGACCUCUCUUCAGCGACUGUGCCCGUGACAGAGAAAGCUAAAAAUUGGUGAGGAGGGGUAGCAAGACACAUGCUGUAAACAUGACAAUAGCAGGACAUUUGCAUUUAUAGCAUCAAACAUUUAGUGAAAUAAACCCCAAGGUGUGCUGUGGCUGCAGAGAGCUCGUGCUGCAGGUUGGAACCCAUCAGCUGCGCGGCUGCCAUCGCUACCCGCCCUCGGGAAGAGACAGAUGGACACGCAGCAUGAGAGCGCUGGAGCUUUCCCAUGCAACGCCUUAAGCUUUAGUCUUCCUGGUUGUGUCGUUUGGUAGCUGUUUAAAACAAAGCUGUAUCUGAUCGAGCUCUGUCUGGUUCUUAACAUUACAGCCCAGCAAGUUCUUCUGUUCUCAGUCUGGAUUCGUUAAAUACAAAACCAGAAAUUGCUGAUCCAAAAUGUCAUGAUGCUGUGUCUUGGCUUUGUGAUUGAGAGUCGUUCCCCAGCCGUGCCACCUGAUAGUCCUGCACAUAUUGUAUUUAUGGCAAGUUUUUUUUUAAGUGCACCUUUUUUAUUUUCUGAAGUACAAAAUGUCGAUGUGCUUUAUUUUCUGUGGCCUGUUGCGCGAUGGGAAAAAAAGUGAAUGUUAAAAGUGUGUCAGCAUCUCCUUUGUAAUAUUUUCUGUGGCAAAGGGAAGGGAGAGGGUGUGGAAUCCUUUUGUGUAGCAAUGGGAAACACUCUUUCAAUGUAAUGUGCUAUUAUUGAUACUGUAUUUACCGAUCAAACUGCAAUGAAGUUGUUUCUUCCUGAUAUAGCCUUUGUACCGUAUGGUAUUUUAUUUUAUUUUGUCAUUUAUUGAUCCUAAGAAA